CUAUAUAACAAGUAAUUUGAGUAAGAUGGUGAGGGAAAAAGCUUGACAUGUCCGAGGAUCAGAAACCUUCUGCAUUUGGGAAGCUUAAUCUUAAGGAUGCCACUAAUAAAGUCAAUGCAGAGGCUUUACGGCAAUUCACGAUAGAAGCUGAAGAUGACCAAGCACUGGAGCAAAGUGUGGGGGGUAGUGAGUCCCCAAGCGGUAAAAGGAAAAAGAAAGAAGCUGCAGCUGCAGCUGCUUUGGCUGCUGUGUCUGGUGAGGCUGCAGGACCUGAACAAGGUGAAACCGAAGAAGGAAAAGCCUCCACCGAAGAUGUGAAAGUCAACCUCGUCCCCACCCCACCUCAAACCCCAAAAGAUGGCUCUAGACCAUCGUCCUCCAGGAAAGCAAUUACACCCGUAGCAGCAGCAGUUGGAGGUGAAGAGGGCUCUACAGGGGGAAGUAAGCCAGCUGAGGCAGCAGACCAAGACAAGUCAAAAGAAACAACUGGCAAGACACCAGAAGAAAAGGCUACUGCUGAGAAAAAAGAUUCCGAUAAAUUGAAGGACAGUGAUAAAACUGUCAGUAAAACUUCAAUGACCGCAGAAAAAUUAAGCGAAGAAAAGCCUGGCGAAGAGAAGCCUGGUGAAGGGCAGUCUGGCGGGGAGAAUCCAAGUGAUAAUACAGCUAGUGCAGUGCCUACCAGUGGAGACAAGCCAAAUCAAACAAGCGGAGACAAAGGUGGAGAUGCAGCCGGAGAUGUUGAUGCUAAGAGUGGAGAGGCAGGAAAAGUAGGAGGUGGGAAAGCCAGUAGUGGGGAUGCAGAAGGUGGGGAAUUGGAAGCUAGUAGUGGAGAUGCAGGUGUCACUGGUGAAGGUGGAGAGGCGGGAAAAGAAGGUGGUAAAGAGGAUAAUGCUCCUGUAGCAGACACAGUGGUCACGAAGGAAGGGGCAGAUAAAUCUGAGUAUGAAACUGACAGCAACGCAUCAGUGGAUGAGGCAACAGAUGCUCCAAAGAAGUUGAGAAAGAAGAAGAAGAAGACCGAAGGAGCUACUGGUGAAGCUGCAGCCAAGGGUGAAUUAGGUACCGGUGGUGCAGUUGGUGCAGCUGGAGCAGCUGAAGGAGAGGGUGAAGUGGAAGCAGUGGUUACUGCUGAGAACGGCAAGAAGAGUGCCAUCGAUGAAAAGUAUCCCGAGAUGCUGGACUACAAUCCGGAUGACGAUGUUGACCCUGGUCCCGACCCCAACUUUUUCUACGACUUAGAACAGAUGUAUGCACGAGCCAAAACCUCGUCCGGCGAGGGAAGCACUCCCUCCAACUUCCUGACUCUCUUCCACUCCUUCGGUUACGAGUGUUUGAAGAGGGCAAACUUACACGUGCUUGAUGAAACGCACGUGCUAUUUUCAGCCGGUAAUUACAUCCAGAUUUUUAAUGUGGAUACCAAGAAGUUGACUUAUCUUCCCACUGUUGGAGGCAAGGGCAUCGGAUCUAUUGCUGUUCACCCGUCAAGGAAAUAUUUUGCUGUAGGAGAACAGGGAUUUGAACCAGAAAUCCUGAUUUUUGAAUACCCUUCCCUAAAACUGUACAGAAUAUGCCGAAAAGGAACAGAAAGAAGCUACGCUUUCCUCAGCUUUUCUCCAGAUGGUGCAAAGCUGGCUUCUCUUGGAUCAAGUCCUGAUUACAUGCUGACUAUUUGGGACUGGAAGAGGGAGAAAAUUAUCUUGAGAUCGAAAGCGCACGGACAGGACGUCUUUAGAGUGACAUUCUCAACUGAGAUAGAAGGACAGCUUACGACCGGGGGUCUGGGCCACAUCAAAUUUUGGAAAAUGGCAGCCACCUUUACUGGUCUCAAACUUCAGGGAGAACUGGGAAAAUAUGGCAGAACUGCUAUAAGUGAUAUUGAAGGUUAUGUCGAAUUGCCGGACGGAAAAGUAUUGUCCGGUUCUGAGUGGGGUAACAUGUUGCUCUGGGAUGGUGAUCUCAUCAAAUGUGAACUGUCUUCAACUGAAAACAAAAACUGUCACAAGGGUCAAAUUCAGGAGAUAUUUUUGGAUGAGGGCGAGCUUAUAACGGCAGGUGCUGAUGGAAGUGUGAAGAUUUGGGACUUUGAGACAAUAGACGGGGCCGACGUACUGGAGGAAGAUGCCAUGUUCCCGAUGGAGCCCAUGUCAGAGAUGCACGUUGGUGACGGAGUGAGCAUCAUCAGCAUGUGUAAAACAGUCACUGAAAAUAAUGAUACUAACUCUAUGUGGCUUGCCCAGGAUGCUUCUGGUGGAAUCUGGAGACUAGAUAUCUCAGUCUCUUUGACUAAGAAAGCCCCCGAACUUAUACAAUCCUACCACGCUGGUCCAGUAAGAGGGAUCGCCCCUUGUUCUUACACUCACAUGGCAGCAAGUAUGGGAGCUGACGGUACAGUAAGGGUGUUCGACUAUCUCAGGAAGCACACCCUCGUGCGCAAGAAGUACAAAUCGGGUGGUAGCUGUAUUUUGUGGCCCGGUCGAAAUGUUGACUCCAAAUGUGUCACACUGAUCGGUGGUUUUAGUGAUGGUGUGAUCAGAGUGAUGACAUUGGAUUAUGCUGAGCAGGAGUCGGAGUAUGAACUGAAAAUUUCCCUACAACAUGCACUGAAACCUCACAAGGGCGAGGUUACAGCUAUGAUAAUUGAUGAUGAAGGUAAAACGUUGGUAACAGGAUCAAAAGAUGACUGCACCCUAUUUUUCUUCGACAUAACUUCCAACUAUCUGCCGAUCGGUUUCAUGAAGCUGGAAGCCCCUGUUACAACUAUGGCGUGGUCGAAUUCCUCCAUGAUAUUCGGGCGUAAGGAUCCACGCCCUAUAAAGCGAGUGUUGGUUGGUCUUAGUAGUGGGGUAGUACUCGAAGUGGAGUGUCCGGAUUCAGGAGAGGUGGAUAGCUCGGUGACCUACGAGAUACAGCCCGGAUCAAAAAUUAAUCGAUACGAGUUCAAGAGCAUAGGGUACAAGAUCAAGAAAGCUGCCCACGAAAUGGUAAAAAUUAAGAAAGAGGAAGAACAGCAGAAGCGGCUUGAUAAGAUUAUGGUAGACGAGGGGGAGGAAGCUUAUCUGGAAGAAAAGAAAGCGAUUGAAGAUACAAACUCGGCGGAAGAAGACCCCGUUUUUGAGCCACCAACUGUUUCCAACCAGAUUAUCAAAAUAUUCCCCUAUGAGGACAGAUUUUACCUUUCUCUGGACGGAACAGAUACGGGUGCGCUGUACGAGUGCACUUUCAACGACCCUCUCGCAGACAUGCCUACACCUCCUUCUAUGAGAGGGAGAUGGGUGAGGUUGAAUGGAGAACCCCUCAGGGUCAUUGAUAUGGAUACUGAUAUUGAAAUCCACGAGAUUAACCUCAUGCAAGAUGGCAGUAACGUAAUGGUAGGAAUGGGAGAUGGUACCAUCAGGAUACACAAGAAGUUGGAGGGUAGUGGUCUCCAGAUGGGCCCUCCCUUUACUUUACCUGCUCAUUCUUCUGGCAGUGUUAACGGCAUUAUGACCUCAUUCGAUACAAGGUUCCUAAUUUCUGGUGGUAACGACGGUAACCUGUUCGUGUACAAAGUAAACCACGCUGGAGUAGAACUCUCACUUCCCUCUCCCUCCGACAGCCUACUGAAAUCUAAGGUCAAGGAGGAAAUCACCGGACCACCUGUUGAUGAUAUUGACGACUUGAAGGCGUACAGUAUCGAGGAAGCGAAACAGAAGCGAGAGCACGAAAAGAUGCUAAAGACAGCAGAGGACAAGAAGAUCAAAGUCAGGAAAACUAUCGCUACCUUGAGGUCCAAGUUCAAGAAACUCAAGGUGGUCAACAAGGACCUGCCCAAACACUUAACUCUGCUGGCUAAUGACUUCUCAAUGGAUCCACAGAUGGGCUCCAUUAUAGCCCAGGAGGUUUCAGACUCGAAGGAUCUCAUUAGAAAACAGCUAGCCUGGAACUCUGAGAAACACAGGAUAGAAUUGAUGAAGCUGAGGAAGAGGUUCAAGGAUGUGGUAGCAACAGACAGGAUUGUGCUCCACGCGGUGGAGUCAGACCAUUUAGUAUCCACGUUCAGGUGCGCUAAACCGUCUGAGGCGAUGCAACAAGCACUGGAUGAUUUCCACAAGAAGUUGGCUGCCGACAGCAAUGGAGCUCCUGGAUCCAGGGGCUCUGACGCUAGGAGGAUAUCCACUAUGGCCCGACAGAUUGAAGUCAGCGAACCCAAGACGCCCUCCUCACAGGGAUUGGGUUUCGUGAGGAAGAAUACAGAAUUGGAUAUGCACGGACCCUCAGCGGUGGUAGGUUCCAAGGGAGGUAAAAAACUGAAGGACGCAAAAGCAAACAAGAGCUUGCAGAAGGCAGAGGAAAGGAAGAGUAAGCGGUUGCAGAGAGAAUUAGCGUGGAAGAACUUGUCCUCACGCAAGCCCUCUGAGAACUAUGAAGAUCCCCAAAUGUUGGCAGCAAUCGAGGACGCCAAAAACAACAUGGGAGACUUCAACUUGAAGACGGCUAAAAACUACAAGGUUCCUGAGUCCCAGCGACAGGGUGGCACAUUCAAGCGAGCUCAACUUUUAGAACUCAGAAGAAUGAUUUACAUGACAAAAAUGAACUUCAAUGAGCGUCUAUUAGCACUACGAGACAGAAAACAGAAGAUGAUCACCGAGGCAGAGGAUUGGAGUGGGAGGUUGGACACGAUCCAGGCUAAACUACCAGCAGGGUCUAUAAUGGCUAAGCCCAAAGUUCCCGUACUUCUUGAUGAUGAGUUACCAGAGAGGGCGAUGGAAUACACUCCUGAAUCCUUGCGAGAGUUCAAGAUUCGUCACGAUGAAGAAAAAAAGCGUGGGCCAGCUGACGAAGGAGGAUUUGGAGGAUUUGGUGGGUUUGGGGACUCUCCCCCUGCACCAACCGCCGCUGAGACUAAAGCGGCAGCUCCUGUAGCCAAACAAGCAGCUGCUCCUGCCGCCGCAGCUGGAGACAAGGGAGGUGAAGGAGGGACAGAAGCAGAAGAAGCAGAGCUAGAGGAUUUGGUAUCAACCCUCGAGAACGAGAACGAAAAUCUUGAGAUCAUGAUGAUGCUUCACGAGCAGGAGUGCCUGAUUAGUCAGAUGAACGAAGCGUACAAAGAGUUUGAUAAAGAAGUUGUUAAGCUGAGAACAGCUAAGAUUGAGUUGGAUGUUGAGUUGAAGAACGGUGACCUGAGGAUAAUCCUGUUGUUUGAAGAGCUGCUGCUCUUGAAGGAGUUUGAGAAAAGAGAAAACAUCUUGCAGGAGGCUUUGUCUUCCAAGUUGUCCGACAGGGACGAGAUGUCAGAUAAGAUCGAGGAGCUAGAAGAAAAGCUUAGCAGCAAGAAAUUGUACAUGGAAGAGCUGCAAGAAAACGAGAAGAUCCUGUACGACAGUUUCACUGAACAACUGGGCGAAAACAACAAGUUCGCUGACUAUCUCACGAAAGUUUUCAAGAAGAAGAUCAAGAGAGUAAAAAAGGCAGCCGAGAUGGAUGGAGACUCGGAUGAGAGUGACAGUGACGAUGACUUUGAUUCCAGUUCCGAAGAGGAAGAUGACGAUGAGGAUGGCGUGGAGCAUCUAGACCUAAACAUCUGUCCUCCUGGCUGCAGCCAAGAACUGUACGAUGCUACGAUAGUGAUGAGAGAAAAGAAACUAGACUUGGAGGAGGCAAUUCAAGAAGAGAAGAAGAUAAUAGACUCCCUGAGAAAGGAGGUUGAUGCCCUGGUGAAGAAGAACAAAGUGAUCAGUCAUGGUGUGAAGUGUGCGAAGAAUGAUCUGGAAGCCUUCCAAUUGGAGAAGCAGAAGAAAAUGAAUGAAUUGGAUAUCGUUGUUACCUUGAACUUAGAUCAGAUCCAGUACAUGCAAAACGGAGUGCUACCCAGCGACCUGGUCUCCUGUCUGGUAUUCCACUCUGCGGGGGUCAACCAGCUCGCUAGCAGGAUCAAGGAGCUUCAGCAGGAGAAGGCUCAUCAGAUCCGCAAGUUCAAGGAGCUGAAGAAAUCACACAUCCACUUGAUAAAGGGAAAGAAGGGAAUGCAGGAGAAACUUCUAGGACUUGAUGAGAAAUGUCAGAACAUGAUGCUUCUCAAGUUCGGAAGAGAGGUAGAUCUAAAGAAACUAGAGAACAUCUCUACCAAUCGCAUAGCUGAAGAGUUGAAGGAAACUAUCGCUAAGAAGGAUGUCAAGUACUCCAGAAAACUCAACGAGUGGGAUGUUCAGAUAAACCAAGCAAAACAGCGUCUGCUGACAGCAACACGUGACCACACUAGCCAUCUGGACAUUCUGAACGAGCUGACCAAGGACAAGCAGGACCUAGAGAGUGUGUUGGAUAGUAAACAGAAGAACCUUGGUGGGGAGUACUCAGGGCAACGCAAAGCCGAUCUCAAGGAGAGACAGAGACUUCUACAGCUUGUUCAGUUGCAAGCGCAAGAGAUCGACGCUCUGAAGGACGAAAUCGGUAUCUUGUCACGAAAAGACGGCCACAUUUUACCGCCAACCCAGACGGCAGUCCCUCCUUUACCGCCAAUCGGAGGACGGUGCUAAGAGAAUAGUGAUAUUUGGUAAAAACUCUCCUUUGAGGAGGAUUGCUUUUGAAGAUUAAAUCAGAAGACAGAAUUUGAAGACCCAAAAAUGAAACUGUCGAUAGUAGAAUGAAUUGAAAGUACAUUUUUGAGAUCAGGACAUUUUAUUUAAUUUGAUUAAUAAUAGAGUUUUAUGAUGUAUCAUAGAUUGUAAAUACAAGAAAGCCUUUCUUAGAGUUAUAAACCUUUGGCUUGAUGAAGAACCAAGCAGCCUUUUAUAAUCAGACUUCUUUUCUCUCCGAAGUUUUUCUGUGAAACUUUUUCAGCUCACUUCUAAAUGAACAAUGAAAACCUGCCGCAAUGUUGUACAUAAUAGUAUGCUGAGACCUUUUUAUUUUGUAAACAAA
Bolinopsis microptera is the source of this 6900-nucleotide messenger RNA. Its product is annotated as cilia- and flagella-associated protein 44-like. The transcript is spliced from 44 exons. Gene Ontology annotation, molecular function: protein binding. The record is from RefSeq and is a predicted model, not a curated record. NCBI's taxonomy places the organism in Eukaryota, Metazoa, Ctenophora, Tentaculata, Lobata, Bolinopsidae. The coding region runs from base 48 to 6515 and encodes 2155 amino acids.